Molecule: messenger RNA, 778 nt
Organism: Punica granatum (pomegranate)
Lineage: Eukaryota; Viridiplantae; Streptophyta; Magnoliopsida; Myrtales; Lythraceae
Source: RefSeq, a predicted model, not a curated record
GGCCCGGCUCAAGAAAGCCCCCACGGCCUGCUGGCCGAAUGUUCUUGAAAUCAUCAGUCCGAUUCCGAAGUUUCAUAGAGCAGAGCUCGGAGAAACCGACGAGGCGCAAUAUCUCCGGAAGGAACUCCCGGGAGCGGCAAGAUUCUCUCUUUCUUCCGCCAGUAAACCGGACAAUGUCCCUCCUUGCCCACCCAGUUUCAGCCCCAUCAUCUCUGUGGAAGUUGAAGAAGCCCAGUGGGUUUGGGGGAAUUGGGAGAAAAGGGAGCAGCUGCAGUAGAGUCUGCUUUGGCUACAGCAAUGGGGUCAAAGCUUUCUUCUUCAAUCCCAAUGAAGAGCCUAUCCUCAAAGAAGCUCUUAAGGAGCCGGUUGCUUUCAUGGGUGGAAUGUUUGCGGGACUCCUGAGGCUUGAUCUCAACGAGGACCCACUGAAGGAAUGGGUUACACGGACAGUGGAGGCUUCGGGAAUUACUCAGGAGGAACUCGAGGUUGAAGGGUCGAAAGAGGCAGAAGAAGCCCCACAGGAAAUCGUUAUCGAGUGAAGAUGUCUCGAAUUUACUUCUGUAUAAUUUAGCAACUUCUUGCGUAGUAUCUUGACAUUAGCUUAUAGCAAAUUAGCAAUUCCUACUCUGAAUAUAUAUUUUUCAAUUCACAUCAUUAUAGGAGUAAGGUAAAAUAUGUCGAGAUGCUACAUCGAAGUGCCAGUUCGAAAUCUUCGGGUCCACAUCUAUGAAAUGUGGUACUUGAGAAUCUUUAGUUUAGCUGAACUACUUCAUCUCUA